Messenger RNA from Symbiodinium sp. CCMP2456, 1647 nucleotides. The record is from the annotation of a GenBank genome assembly. NCBI's taxonomy places the organism in Eukaryota, Dinophyceae, Suessiales, Symbiodiniaceae.
AUGGGAUUUUUUGCGAAGCUCUCCAGCUCCCGCUUCUGCGGUGCUGUGCUCCUGGCCCUGACGUUGGGGCGAGUUUUGUACUCACCAUGCGUUCGCCGCCUUUUCCGCAACAUGACGCUGCCGGGCAUUCCUGAUGCCGUGGCGCCAAAGUAUGCAACCUGCUCAGACUCCGAUCUCGUCCAGGGCGUGAGUUUGGUGGUGACAGUUAAGGACACCUGCGCGCAAGCAGAGGAACUGCUGACGCACCUCUCCACCAUCUUCCCCAAGGACAUGCACGUCUACUACGCCUACCCCGCCAUCCGCGGCUGCCGCCACGUAGACACCCAGAGCGUCGGCAACAAGCUCUUCACGCAUUUCACUGAGGUAGCCGUCGGUGCGGCAGAUGCACCAAUUGCUGGCUUCCUGAAGGUGCAGCCCUUGCUGAAGACAAAAUAUGCUGUCCUGAUGCACAAUGACGCCUACCCCAUGGAGCGCGACUUUGCCUGCGAGCUUUUCCGGGCGCUGGAGGCGAACCCGCACUACCCCAUCGCAGCUCCGCAGAUCUACGAAGACUUCCAGGAGGGACCUCAAGUCGACUUCUUGGAGGACCACGCAUUCUUCGCGCGAUCCGAUAGGUACCACGAGCUCUUGGACCCUGCUGGAUCCUUCACCCUAGAGUAUAUGGACAUGAUCCUCAACAUGCGUGCGCGCAACACCUCCGCCUGGUACGUGCCAACCGCACGUUGCAUUUUUGACGUCGACACCAACAAGAUCACCUGGGAGGAUGUUCCGUACUUGGUGUACAAGCGCAGCGAGCAAAUUGGCCACCAGGUCCGCACCUACCUCACGAAGAAAUGGGGUGUGGAGUUUGUGAACACAGGCAUUUGGAACUACGUGCGCUACGUGAUGCUUGCCGAUGUGGUUAUCAAGAAGGAGUCCCUUCCCACGGACUGGAAGGAUCAGGCUGCCAUCUUCUACAGCUGGUUCGAAAGCGUCGGCUUCAACCGGUACAACGGCCAGUACCUGCCGGACUUCAUCGAAGAGCCAGCCCCUGGCACGGUGAACGUGUCACGCACCAUGAAGUGGACUUUGCCAACAGAUGUUCCAGAGCACCGCGUGCCCCCCCAGAGCGCGAUGAACAUCCUUCCCAAGUUGCAGCGCAAGAAGGUGGGCGCCAUCGACAUCUCCUUCAAGGACCCCCAUCUUCCCAUUGGAGUUACCCAACGCCGCUGCGAUGCCUCGCAGCCGCUGAGCUACAGGGAGUGCGGGCUUGUUGUGGAGGACAACGGCGAGUGCAAGUGUUUCACUUACAACGUGCCCUUCAAUCUCAAGACAACGCUGUACCUGGACAAGCUGAUGGCCUGGAUGAAACUUCCGGCUCGCGCAUUCAUGUACGGGCAGAUGAAGUAUUGGUCUGUGCCAAUCGCGCCUGAGCAGAUGGACUUCUUCUGCGACCGCACUCAAGAGGACUGCUCAUUCGAGGUGUCCUUCUCAGAGAAUGCCAAGGUGCUGCAGUGGUCGUGGUUCGGAGACCAGGAGAAGCAGAUGUUCACGCCAGAGGGCAUGGCAAUCGGCGCAGCAGUUGCACUGGCAAUCCUUUGCCCAAUCUUAAUGCCCAAGCUGUCCAAGAAGAAGGCGGACAAGUUUUCCGAAAAGAAGCUGAACUGA